This is a messenger RNA of Fonsecaea multimorphosa CBS 102226, 1113 nucleotides long. RefSeq lists its product as uncharacterized. Gene Ontology annotation, cellular component: membrane; cytoplasm; intracellular membrane-bounded organelle. NCBI's taxonomy places the organism in Eukaryota, Fungi, Ascomycota, Eurotiomycetes, Chaetothyriales, Herpotrichiellaceae. Gene Ontology annotation, biological process: sphingosine biosynthetic process. The transcript has a single exon. The coding region runs from base 1 to 1113 and encodes 370 amino acids. The record is from RefSeq and is a predicted model, not a curated record.
AUGUCGUCACCGUCUCAACAAUCACUGCCCGCGCAUUUGCUCCCCGACCGUGAGAUUCACGUGGUGGUGUCAAUUCUGUCUGGUCGUCACAAAGCGAAAGAAUACUAUGAAGAAUCCAUCAAGCCAUUACUCGACAGCCACGGUAUCGUCUACUUCCCUCACGAAACCAAGUCUACUAAGACAAUCAUCGAGUUAACUGAGAGGCUUUUCAUCGUGAACGCGCGACAAGGUGUCAAGCAAACUAUCAUAUUGCUGUCAGGAGAUGGGGGUAUGGUUGAUAUCGUCAACACGUUUACAACUCUCUUGAAUCGGCGGAAUGAUGACGUUCGAGCUCCGUCAAUAUUCCUUAAGCCUGUCAUUGUUCUGAUCCCCAUGGGGACGGCGAAUGCUUUGGCGUGGAGUUCUGGUGUGGCUCAAGACCCUCUCAAGACCAUGAUGCAAGGAAAACCAAAAUCGCUGCCCUCCUUCAAGGUUUGUUUCAGUCGCGGCGCGGAACUGGUCGUCAAUGAAGGCCAAGACCGGGAACCUAUAGGCGACGAGGAUGAAAAUGGACCGAUCAUGUAUGGCGCAGUGGUUUCUAGUUGGGGGCUUCACGCAAGCCUGGUGGCGAUGAGUGAUACAACGGAAUACCGCAAGCAUGGUCUCGCAAGAUUCCAAAUGGCAGCACAACAGCUAUUGAAAGAAACUCACCAGUACAGAGGUAAGGUCAAAUGGCGGAAAUCAGACGGCGAAUGGAGGAACCUGCCUGGAACGCAGCACUCCUACAUACUAGCUACCAUGGUUUCCAACCUCGAGGAGCAUUUCCAGAUCUCACCUGCCACGAAACCUCUCGACGGGAGCCUACGACUCGUCGCCAUUGGUGCUGAAUCGGCCUCUGAAAUCAUGCGAAUACUCCAGCUAGCCUAUCAAUCUGGGAAGCACGUCACAGACCCGAAGGUUACAUAUGAAGAUAUCGAGGCCUUGAGGAUAGAAUUUGACGAGGAGGACGAACAGUGGAGGAUGGUUUGCGUUGAUGGGAAGAUCGUGGCAGCAAGUCAAGGCGGCUGGGUCGAAGUCACAAGGAUUCCCCCUACGGGUAUGGACGCAAGAAGGGUCGUCGAGUUGGUGUGCUAG